AUGAGUCUUCAAAAUUAUAAGGUUGCUGAUAUUUCUCUCGCUGCCUUUGGCCGCAAGGAACUUGAAAUUGCUGAAAAUGAGAUGCCUGGUUUGAUGGCUAUUCGCGAAAAGGACGCUCAAUCCCAGCCUUUGAAGGGAGCGAGAAUUGCUGGAUGUCUUCACAUGACUAUCCAAACUGCCGUCCUUAUUGAGACUUUGGUUGCUUUGGGCGCUGAAGUUACCUGGUCUUCUUGUAACAUUUAUUCUACUCAAGAUCACGCCGCUGCUGCCAUUGCUGCUACUGGUGUCCCCGUCUUUGCUUGGAAAGGUGAAACUGAAGAGGAAUACAUUUGGUGUAUUGAACAACAAUUAAAGUCUUUCCCCAGUGGACAACCUUUGAACAUGAUUUUGGAUGAUGGUGGUGACUUGACUGCUCUUGUUCAUGAGCGUCAUCCUGAACUUCUUGUUAAUAUUCGCGGUAUUUCUGAGGAAACUACUACUGGUGUUCACCACUUGUACCAGAUGUUCCACGAGAACAAACUUAAGGUUCCUGCCAUCAAUGUCAACGACUCCGUCACUAAGUCUAAGUUUGAUAACCUCUUUGGUUGCAAGGAAUCUUUAGUUGAUGGUAUUAAGCGUGCCACUGAUGUAAUGAUUGCCGGAAAGGUUGGUGUUGUUGCCGGAUUCGGUGAUGUUGGUAAGGGUUGUGCCACUUCUCUUCGCAAUCAAGGUGCUCGUGUUAUCGUCACCGAGGUUGAUCCCAUUAAUGCUCUCCAAGCUGCCAUGGAUGGUUUUGAAGUUACCACUAUGGAAGAGGCUGUCAAGGAAGGUCAAAUUUUCGUCACUACCACUGGUUGCCGUGACAUUAUCCUUGGUGAACAUUUCAUGGCUAUGCGCGAAGACUCUAUUGUUUGCAACAUUGGUCACUUUGACGUCGAAAUUGAUGUUGCCUGGUUGAAGGAGAAUGCUAAGGAUUGUGUCAACAUUAAGCCUCAAGUUGACCGUUAUGAAUUGAGCAAUGGACGCCAUAUUAUCCUUUUGGCUGAUGGUCGUCUUGUCAACCUUGGUUGCGCUACUGGACAUCCCUCUUUUGUCAUGUCUUGCUCUUUCGCUAACCAAGUCCUUGCUCAAAUUGCUUUGUGGACCGACAAUCAAAGCUACCCUCUUGGAGUGCACAUGCUUCCCAAGAAAUUGGAUGAGGAAGUCGCUCGUUUGCACUUGGGUAAGCUUAAUGUUAAGCUUACUGAACUUACUCCCGUCCAAUCUAAAUAUUUGGGUAUUGCAUCUGAAGGUCCUUACAAGGCCAACCACUACCGUUAUUAA
This is a messenger RNA of Schizosaccharomyces osmophilus, 1302 nucleotides long. RefSeq names its product adenosylhomocysteinase. Lineage: Eukaryota; Fungi; Ascomycota; Schizosaccharomycetes; Schizosaccharomycetales; Schizosaccharomycetaceae. Gene Ontology annotation, molecular function: adenosylhomocysteinase activity. Gene Ontology annotation, cellular component: cytosol. The record is from RefSeq and is a predicted model, not a curated record. Bases 1 to 1302 code for a protein of 433 amino acids. Gene Ontology annotation, biological process: L-methionine cycle. The transcript has a single exon.